Pseudoliparis swirei is the source of this 2957-nucleotide messenger RNA. RefSeq names its product Ets2 repressor factor like 3 (gene erfl3). The record is from RefSeq and is a predicted model, not a curated record. Bases 608 to 2803 code for a protein of 731 amino acids. Gene Ontology annotation, cellular component: nucleus. The transcript has 5 exons. NCBI's taxonomy places the organism in Eukaryota, Metazoa, Chordata, Actinopteri, Perciformes, Liparidae. Gene Ontology annotation, biological process: cell differentiation; regulation of transcription by RNA polymerase II. Gene Ontology annotation, molecular function: DNA-binding transcription factor activity, RNA polymerase II-specific; sequence-specific DNA binding.
GAGUGGAGGACUUAAAAAAAGUCCGUAAAGAAAGAGAGGUUCCUCUUUAACGUUAAUUUCUGUCAAAGAACAAAGCUUUGCGGCGAAGAGAUGUCAAACGGCGACGAGGAUGCGGUUGAGAAGGUGUAAACAGCGAGCGGAGAGCUAGCGAAAUAACUUGUUUAAAAGAAAGAAGGAAGAAAAAGAAAAAGGCUUUUCGGCUGUGGGUCGAGUCGGGGCGGUCGGUCGUUUUCCGCGACGCUGCCGCUGCUUGAGCAGAAUUCAACGCUGGUAGUUACGGGACGAAGAAGCGGGGGCCAGCAGCGAGGUCUCGGGCGCGCGGACGGGGGGGGGGGGGGGGGGGGAGCAAAGCCACUCGGUCGGCAGAGAGCCGGGGAGACGGACCCGGGAAGAGAGAGAGAGAAAGAGCCGCUACAAAAAGUUUUCAGCGCAUCUUCCUCACCUAGUUUUCCAGCUCGGGAACCAGAGGGGGGAGGAAGAGGAAGAGGCAGAGAGACUGACUUUUUUUUUUUCUCUACUUCUUUUCCACAAGCAACUUUUGUGGAAUUCAUCCCGUUCAGUGAACUUUCAUCCGCCGGCUGUCGAGCGACGCGACACGCAGGAAGACAUGAAAACACCUGGAGACAAUGGGAUCGCCUUCCCAGACUGGGCCUACAAGCCCGAGUCGAGCCCGGGGUCCAGGCAGAUCCAGCUGUGGCACUUCAUCCUGGAGCUGCUCAGGAAAGAAGAGUAUCAUGACGUCAUCGCGUGGCAGGGGGACUACGGCGAGUUUGUUAUCAAAGACCCAGAUGAAGUGGCCCGGCUGUGGGGUGCCAGGAAGUGUAAACCCCAAAUGAACUACGAUAAGCUGAGCAGGGCACUCAGAUAUUACUACAACAAGAGGAUCCUCCAUAAGACCAAAGGCAAGAGGUUCACCUACAAGUUCAACUUCAAUAAACUGGUUUUGGUCAACUACCCCUUCAUCGACAUGGGCUCCACCGGAAGCAACGUUCCUCAGAGCGCCCCUCCCAUCCCCACCGGGGCGGGGAGCCACUUCCGCUUCCCCCCCUCAACACCCUCCGAAGUCCUCUCCCCCAACGAGGACCUGCGCAGCCCCGGCGGCAUGUUCAGCUCCGUGGCCCGGCGGAUGGCCCGCGGCUCCGUCAGCGACUGCAGCGACGGCACCUCGGUCAACUCUGAGAUCGAGGAGGGGAACGUCGGGGCGGGAGAGGAUAGGGGAGAGAGGGGCGGUGGAGGAGGAGGAGGAGGUUACCGAAGUAUCAUCCAUCCCCGCCUGUCUCACGAAGCCCUGUUCCGCAUGUACGGAGGACCAGGGAACCCCGUCGGGCACCCGGGCUCCCGCCACACGGGCCACCGGAUCCACCCGGACUCCCUGUCGCCCUUCCCCGUGUCCCCUCUGCCCGGGCCGGGGGGAGCUGGCCUCCUAGCCCCUCCUCUCUCCCCGGCGCUCUCCAUGACCCCGACAUCUCACCUGCCCUACACCCCCUCACCCACCCUGUCACCCAUGUUAGGCUCCCACUUCUCCUUCAACCCAGAGGACAUGAAGCGCUACCUGCAGGCCCACACCCAGUCGGUAUACAACUACGGCCUCAGCCCCCGAGCCUUCCUCCACUACCCCAGCAUCAUCAUCCCUCAGCCCCACCGGCCGGCCGCCGACAAGUCCGGUCUGACCGGCGAGAGAGGGGCGGCCGAGAGGGCGGAAAGGGCCGCGACGGCGGGGGGAGGGGAGCGGCACCUCCAUCCGUCUCUGGCUCACUCUGCCCACCACCACCAGCACCCGCCUCAUUCCGCCCACCCUCACACCCACUCCCACCCCAUGCACCACCCGCUCCACCUGGGCGAGGAGCCGCCACACAUGUCCCCCUUCAAGUUCAAGCUGCAGCCCCCGCCACUCGGGAGGAAGCACCGGGACGGUCAGAGCCACAGUAAAGCCCGGCAGAGCUCCCUGUCCUCCGGGUCCAUGACGUCUACGUCCGGCCUGGGCUCCUCGCUGUCGUUCGGCAGUGACCUGAGCUCGGCCAGCGGCUCCGGCCUCGUCUCGGCCUCUUCCUCCAUGCAGUCCCUAAACAGUGCUGGACUUCCCAAGAUAAAGGUGGAGGCCAUAUCUGAUAUUGAGUCCGAGGAAGAGGUCGAGGUGACCGACAUUAGUGAUGAAGACCCAGACGAGAGAGACGAGGAGUUCGAACUCUUCUCCCCUCGCCACUCUCGAGCCCCGGACCACCACCGCCACCUCCUGCACCACCACCACUACCACCUCGCUAACGGCACGGCCGCGCCCCAACACCCACCCCAUCCCGACGAGGACCUGGACGAGGAUGUCUUCAAGGCCCCGGCUCCGCCUCCGCCUGGCCUGAUGCCCUUCUUCACCUCGCAGCACACGCACUCGAACGCACAGCGCCCGCUGCCCGGCGCCCUCAAGAGCGAGCCCGCCGACGCAGGGGACCUCAACACGCCCCCGCCUCAGACGAGCUCGGUGGAGCCCCCCCAGACGAAGUGCAUCCCCCUAAAGCUGCGCUUCAAGAGGCGCUGGAGCGAAGACCAGCGCAUGGAGGCCUCCCAGGAGGAGUCGGACGACAAGAAGGUACGAUCAGAGGAGGAGAGGGAAAGAGAGAGGGAAAGAGAGAGGCAGAGCAACGGCCGGAUGGAAACGGAGGAGGACGGCACCGGCAGCGGGGAAGGGGACAGUCCGCCCCCGUUGACCCCCGAGGGCUCUUUAGCCGCACCGCUGGCCUCGCCGCGCAGGGCGAGCGCCGAGCUGCAUCGAGCCACCGCUCAGCUGUCUCUGGAGAACAAAGACUGCUGAUGAGAGACGCGGCCCAAACACGACUGGAGGGGCCGCGGGGGGGUGGACACGGCUCCUCGGUGACCUCUCUCCCAAACUAGAGUCCUGAAGCCACCAGUGAACUGAGAGCACAGUCCAACACGCAGAGGAAACCAACACCGUGAAGACCGCCUGA